Messenger RNA from Phymastichus coffea, 4792 nucleotides. Its product is annotated as WAS/WASL-interacting protein family member 2-like. NCBI's taxonomy places the organism in Eukaryota, Metazoa, Arthropoda, Insecta, Hymenoptera, Eulophidae. The record is from RefSeq and is a predicted model, not a curated record. Bases 398 to 1636 code for a protein of 412 amino acids. The transcript has 5 exons. Gene Ontology annotation, molecular function: actin binding.
AUACUACAGCAGCGACAUCGUCUCUUUUUUUUUUCUCAGUUCAAGUUGGGCUGAAGAGGCACUUUGUGUUGGCUGGUUGGUUGGCUGGCUGCUGACAGUCAGUCGAGUGUAUUCUCGCGCGAAAGGACUAAAACUUUCAUCUCGUACUCCGUCGCCCAUACGUCUAUACAAGUACACACAACAGCUACCCAUGUCGUCGCCGUUCGCAAAAGAUAAAGUCGUCAGUUGCUCUCUCUUUCUCUCGUCGUGGGAGAGUGAACUGCGUGCGAUGUGAGUGGAGUGUAUUAUUGCCCUAAAAACGUGUUGUUUCUUGUCGAAGUUGCAACUAUAACGUCGACGUUUUCAUCUCGAUUCAAUCGUUGUAAGGAGGUGCUUCUAAGUUUGGUAAACAGUCAAAAUGCCAGCGCCGCCUCCGCCUCCGCCAGCACCCACAUUCAACCUCGUAGGAGGCUCUAACGACAGAGGAGCUCUUUUGCAAUCUAUCAGAGAUGGCAAAAAAUUGAAGAAAACAGUUACAGUUGACAAAAGUGGUCCAGCCAUCAGUGGAAGAAUCUGUGGAGAAUCAUCAAGCACAACAUCUAACACAAGCUCUAAAGUUCUAGCGCCUAACACAAAUAGUAUUAACAAUGGUAGCCCAAUGGGUUUGGGUGGCCUAUUCGCAGGUGGAAUACCUAAACUCAAGCCUACAGGUAUGAGAAACAACUUGGCAGAAAGAGAUAAUGGCAAUGGUCAUUCGAAUCCAGUUGGUUCGGCUACAUUGCCAAGUGUCAAACGUGGUCCGCCUCCUGUACCACCUCCAGCUGCUCAAAAGCCACAGUUGUUUUCAAUGAAUAAUCCAUCACCAGAGUUAACAAGUUUGAAUUAUAAUGAAACUCCCAGGAGCUCCUUUGGUAAGCCAACUCUGGCUCCAAAGCCACCAACGUCUUCCAAUGCAGUGCAGCAACAAAAGCCUUCACCACCGCCUAAAAAGCUCACUCUCAAUACAAAUAAUUCUGUAUCCAGGGCGCAAAGUAUGCGACUACCGCGUUCACCACAGGUGCUGGCGCCUACGCCGCCGUCGUUGCAUCAGUCGCAAGACUGCUUGGUGGAGCCGCAGCAAAGGCCAACAAAUCGACCGAAAAGGCCACCAGUGGUGAGGCCACCGUCACCACCGAUUUCCCGUGGAAACAGCAACGGUGGUGCAACGAUAACUAGAGUGGCACCACCGCCGCCCACAAGAGCGCCGUUGAUGCCGCCACCUCCGCCACCGCCGUUGCCCCAGCGAUCGUCUUCGUCGGUCUCUUCUUCAGCGGCUCCGCCACCGCCUCCACCUACCUCUGCGAGAACGGCACCACCUAUGCCUCCGCCACCAACGCCACCCACAAGGGGACAGUCAUUACAGCAAAGAAAUGGACAAACGCAGAUAAUGAGCCCGAGUCCUGCUGAAUUCGAGGCGAGGUUCGCCGACAUGUUCCAUUCGAUAGCCACCUUCCCCGCGCCCGAGCCUUACAGAAACGUGCAGAAGGUUUAUAACAGCAAAACUGUUGCAGCGGCGAAGCAGCAAGCACCUGCGCCACCGGUACGCUCGGUAUCGAAUGCUGGUACAGGUGGUCCUCGACAACCGGCACCUCAGCCAUGGCAGAAUGCCGCCUGCUAAAAAGGGACAAUUUAUGCCUUCUAUCGCACAACUGCAAACAAAACAAUUCUAUCGCCCCCAGCUCCAAAAACCGCGAGAAGCCUUGUAAAUAUUCAAUGUAUUUAUUGCUUUUUUAAUCUGUCUCUCUUUCCUAACGAUCCUCCUCUUUUUUUUCUCAAUUCCGUUCUUUUACGGAUGACAAUAAAGUGGGAUCUAUAAACAUUGCUGGUCGCGCAGUUACGUAAUAGAUAAAUCUGUCAAGGCGGCGGACGAUUAGUCAAGAAAAUUUCAACUGUUUCUAGCGGCAUGUCAGAGUCUCCUUAUUAAUUAUCUAUUUUCUUUUUUUCCUCAUCAUACUAUUUUUAUAUGCGAAAAUGCUAAUUUUAUGUAACUUUUCUUUAUCUACGUUCAUUAACAUUAGUUCGUAGAGUAAUCGUUGUUCGAACUUCUUUUCCUUAAUAAUUAUUUCGUGUAUUUUCUUGUGAAUGUUAGUGACACGUUAACAACUGAAAAUGUAUCACAAUUGCAGUGCAAUCGUGACUUUUCAAAAAAAGCAGAUUCUUUUCAAAAAGCAAACGUGUAACUUAUUACAGGUAUACAUGUCGAGAUUCGUAGAGUUAAACUUAGAUGCCAAAAUAUUUUAUUUUCUAACAUACAAUGACAAACAAUGAUGAGGGCGGUAAUUUAUGUCAAAUAUUUUGGUAGCUCACUGUUUUUUUUUCUUUUCGCGUACUUUGGCGUUCGUUUGGAGUAUUGCGAUGUUAUAACAAUUGAAACAAUGAAUUGUGAUAAUUUUCAUUGUAGGAACAUAUUAAAAAUUCUACUUCGUCUUACACUCUGAUCAUUUAGAUAUUAGAUGAAAAUUGUAAGUAUUACAUAUCACAGAAAAAAUUAUGUGGUAGGUGACAUUAUGAUCGUAAGAAAGAUCACCACCAACGGUCGAGAAUUGUAAUUCAAUACUUAUGUACUAUUUAGUGCGAAUAAGCAAAAUUUAGCUAGAAAAUAAAAUUAGUUAUCAAAUAUAAUGAAUUUCGUGUAUCACUAUUUACGUUGCGAAUAGCGGAAAACGUCCGAAUCAAAAAAUUCAAAAUACUUCCUAACACUCAGGGAAGUUACGCGACCUUUGCACCAUAAAAGUACAGGGAAAGAGUGCUAAUAUAUACCAGUUUUUCGGCUCGCGCAACAACGGUUUCGAUUGCAUUUUUUUCUUCUUUUUUCUGCAAGUAAAGUAGACACAUUGGAGAAUCUAACGCGAAAAUCUUUAGCUGAUACCAUAUCUGCUGUAAUUUCGCACCCCUUUAAUUUCCUAGCCUCGUCGCAAAUUAACUUGUCUCCUUGUCGACUACUUACGGAAAAUCUACCUGCGUAAAAGACGCGGUAAUGACAAGAUACUGAGGUUGGAUUUGUCAUAGUUGCAAAAAAUUUCGUACUAUUUUUUAGAACAUAAUUAGCCUAAUUUUUUCAGAUCUAAAAGUAGUAAAAUAAGGUUACGAUAGAAUUGAAAGUUUGUACCAAUAAACAUAAAUAAACUUAAGGAAGUUCCUAUAAUUUUUCAGCUUGUUAGGUCGAGCAUCUUUAAUCGAUUAUUAAUUCUAAAGCAAUAACAAAUUUGAAGUUUCCAUUGGGUUAAGAUUUUAUGAAGAGCAUUUAUUUUUGUUUGGAGAGGUAUUAUGAGAUUAAUAAAUAAGAAUAUAAUUUUAAGUAAUAUUUAAAGUUUAAAUUAAAAAGAUUGAAGGAAAAUUGAAAAAUACAAAGUUGUUUGAUAUUGAUAUUGAUAUUGUCAACUGAAAUUGAUUUAACUUUGAACGAAGUGAAGGUUGAAUUUAAAGGUUCAGUCUUUUGAAUAACAAGACCAAUUGAAAUAGAAAACACGUAAUGUUGUGAGAAGAGUGUUCCCUGCUCUUGAAGGAUUUUAGAUUUUUUCCACUAUUCGUAACAGAAGUAGUGAUACAUGAAAUUAAUUUUGUGAUAACUAAUUUUAAUUUUUGAUUUCACCGUUAUUUUUUAACUAAUCUUUAUUUACGUAAGAAUAAAUAGAAUAGACGCUUAUUUGCACUAAACAUUGUGCAUUAAGAUAUAAUUCUCCGUCAUACGUGAUGGUCUGUCUUGUGAUCGAAAUAACAGUUACCACAAUAAAACAUACGUGUUACACAGUUUUAUUAUUGAGAGUUUUAAUUGAAUAUAUAUUCUCUAUGCUUGAAGUUUGAGUGGAUAUCAAUUAAUAUUGAAAGUAGACAAAUUAUUUCUAAGAUUUGAAAGUAUGAAGAACUUCGAAAAUGAUCAGUAUGAUUUUUAUUAACGCCUUUGACAAUUCUUCACCUCGGAAAGUUUAUAUCAGAGCGUCAAUACCUAAAUACCAGUUUUGAACGUUUACUUUAUUGGCACUGUCAGAUAAGCAAUGAUAGUGCACGUGUAUUUUUAUACAUACGAGUAUCGUUAAUAGCCGACCAAUUUUAUUUGUCAAACAGUUGCGAUAUAUCAGUAAAUUGUGAUAGAUUGAUAGAUGAGAUUUGCAGUUUCUAUACGUUUAUGCGCCAUGAAUGACAUAGUUUAAACUUUGUUUUUCACUUCCUACUUAUCACGGAUUCGGCGCCAGGAAAAGAGAAGUGUAUAUAUAUAUACACACACAUAUAUAUAUAUAUAUAUUAUCGAUUACUCUGUAUAAAGUGUUUGAAAAAUUUUUCUGGCACCGCUGAUUACAUUUUCACGCGAGAGAAUAUUUGGCAGUGCUAGAAAAAAGAUUUUUCCUAUGGAAAGUAUAGCUAUAAAAAAUUUAGUCUAUGGCAUAAAAACAUUGUAUAACUGAUUGCCAAAAUGUAAUUAUUGCUGAAAAUAUAAUAUAGUAUGAAUGAUAAUUAAUAAUAAUUGUAAAUAAUGGUUUGGAAAGAAAUAAAAACAAAAUUAUUGAGAUUAUUUCUGUUGAAUAUUAUGCGAGAAUAUUAUCUUUAGCAAUAGAAUAUUUUUAAUAUAAAUACGUUAUGAUAUACAUUUCUAUUUCUUUUAUAAUUUUUAAUCUGUACAUUCUGCAAUUUUAAUUAUAGAAUGAAAACUAAAAUCUGGUCUUUUUGUUUCAUUCAAGAAUCAAGCAUAGUCAGAAUCUGUUUUCUGAAGCCAAAGGCAAUGCUUGAAAUUGCAGGGCGUUUGAAUGCACGAACUCUUCUUUAGAUUCGGUAAGAG